Micromonas pusilla CCMP1545 is the source of this 1446-nucleotide messenger RNA. RefSeq lists its product as uncharacterized. Lineage: Eukaryota; Viridiplantae; Chlorophyta; Mamiellophyceae; Mamiellales; Mamiellaceae. The transcript has a single exon. The coding region runs from base 1 to 1446 and encodes 481 amino acids. The record is from RefSeq and is a predicted model, not a curated record.
AUGGCGCUCUGGCCGCCGGUGCAAUUUCGCGAUCUCCUGAACGGCGUGGAAUCACCCGCCGGCGCCGCGGCGCCGACGUCUUCGCUUCCACCGAACGCGCCGCCUCCCCCGCCGGUGGACCUUCUCUUCGUGCUCCAGGCUCGACGCGCGCGUCUGGAGCCGAACGACGACGGCGGCAUCGUCGGCGGGACGCUGCUUCUGACGGACAUCCAGGAGACGAUCGUCUCGUUCGCGGAUCGACCGUAUCGAACCUUCGACGCGAUACCGGUGACGGAGUUUUUCGAGUAUCAGACCGUCGUGGACUUCUUCGGAGGCAGGAACCCGCCGAACGCGAUUCUCAGCGGCGAGUUACCAUCCGACGUCGCCGCUCAAGCGAACGACGCUGGUGCGUCGUCGACGGUACCGUAUCGACGUUUACUCGGUACCGUACUAGGAAAGGUAUCAUUUGACCCAAAGAAACCUCGCGAGGUGAGGUUCGACCUUCCCGCGGGGGCGGACGUAUUCGCGGCGAACGGAGAAGUCCGCAUUUUGAACGAAACCGUUUUUGAAGAAGCCAAAGGUUUCGACAUCACCCCAGAGGAGGGAGACGAUGUCGUCUUCCCAACGUUGGAACACGUCUCGUUGUUCAUAGAUCCGCUUCAAAUCGAUCGAUCGCACGAGAUGGAAACGCACGACGAGGAAGAAACACACGAACAGCGCGGCUGGGGCGGGAACCGCAAGCUUCUUCAACGCCGCGGCGGCGGGUUUCGCGGCGGACGCGGCGGACGCGCGGGCGCCGUUCGCGUCGGAGGAGGCGGUUUCGCCCGAGCCUCCACCGGUCGACGCGGGUUCAACAGAGGCGUCACGAACAACUUCAUUCGGGGCGGGAACACGUUCGUCGGUGGACGGGGGGGUCGCGGUCUCGUCGGCGGCGCCGGCUUUUAUCCUGGGGUCGGCGGCUUCGGAGUCGGCGGGCUGGGUUACGAUCCGUACGGAUACGGAUACGAUCCUCUGUGGAACAACAGAGCGCUCGCGUACGCGGCACCGGUGCCGAUCCAAGUCAACACGCCCGUCCCCGUCCCCGUCCCCGUCCCCGUUCCAGAAGCCCCCGCGCCGCCCGUGAAGCCGACGCUCGACCAGGUCGUGUCCGCUCUCCGAGGGACGUGGCGCGGAGACGGCGGCGGCGCCGGGAUGGGCGCGAUCGUCCUCAACGCCGACGACGGCGUCACGUUGACCGCUUCUCCGAGAGGAUGCGAAGGAUGCACGAAUCCCAGCUGCCGUUGGGAGACCGCGACGGGACCGAUAACGAUCGCGGAGGACGGAGUCGUGUCCGUUUCCGCCGCGUUCACCGCGUGCGGUGGCGCCAGGGAUUUCAACGCGCGAGGCACGCUCGAGACGGCGACGAACGGAAGGAACGUUCUGUACUGGUCGCCCUCGACUCACUCCACGCAGUGGAUUCGCAACUGA